Molecule: messenger RNA, 4820 nt
Organism: Rhinolophus ferrumequinum (greater horseshoe bat)
Lineage: Eukaryota; Metazoa; Chordata; Mammalia; Chiroptera; Rhinolophidae
Gene: ADAMTS4
Product: ADAM metallopeptidase with thrombospondin type 1 motif 4
Biological process (GO): proteolysis; extracellular matrix organization
Cellular component (GO): extracellular matrix
Molecular function (GO): metalloendopeptidase activity
Source: RefSeq, a predicted model, not a curated record
CCCGACUCCCCACCCUCCCCUGGGCCUUGUCCCCCUCUGCAUUGGAGCUCAGUAAGUGUGGGUGAUGGUGACUGGGGGGGGGGCUGCAUUUAUUUGCCCUAAUCCUGCCUGAGAGAAGUCCGUCUAGACUCGGGCCUGCUUGGCCCUGAGGGCGACUUGAGCUGGAACGAGGGUGAGGGCCUCCUGGGGGGGCUGCCGAGGACAGGGCAUCUUUUGUGCCUUCUCCCUGAUGCCAGCACCCCCCCCACACACACUGCUACUGGCAACUCCAAGGCCCUUUGUCUCUCACUGCUUAGUCACCCCCCUUUGUCCUCUUCUCAGAUGGGGGUGGAAAGGGGCAGUAAGAGUCCUCGUGACAGCGCCUCUUGCCCCUUGCCCCUUCUGGUCUCCCAUCCUUUGUCUAACCCUCCACUUAGGACCAGGGUCAGGGCACCAGGCAGUCACAGGGGGUGCUGGACACAGGAAGCAGUGGGCACUGGAGCAGGUACUAGUGGACCUGAGCAGGAAGGGCGGGGGGAAAGGAAGUGUCCUGGUGGAUAUGAUGUGGGGUGCAGGAGGUGACAAGGCAGAAAGCGAAUAGACAAAUGGGGCAGGGGCAGGUGGUCGGUCUCCGGGAAAGGAAGGGGACUGCUGACCAGCACUCCCCUUCCUGGGGAUAUCCUGAGGGAGUGGCCUGUAGCCUGGGGGGAACAGACAUUGCCCCUACUUCUGAACCCUUUACUUCCUUGCUUGCGAGACUAUCCCCAAGACCUCUUUGCUGAGUCCUCCUCCAGUCCAGAACUGACGGAGUCAUUUUGCUUCCUUUUCCCAACACCACCUCUUCCUCCCUGGGGCUCUCUCCCAUCUCAGGCACCGGUUCCUGUUUCUGUUGCUGCCUAAUUUCCCUGUAUUCACAAUGCUGCCUCCAUCCUCUCCCUGUCUAAGGGAAAUGAGAACUAGAGGAUGACUAGAUAUUCCCAGAACGAUGGGUUCUCAGGGCAAGGUGGAGCCAGACUUGGGAGCUAAGUGGGGAUUCCUCAGAGGCCCGGCACUGGGUUGUGUCUGGGUUCCUGUGCUGGGUGGGCUGGUGGGAGGCUGGAGGAGGGCUCUGGUUAGGAGCCGGGUAGGAGAAGGGCCAAGAGCCCUGGGGGGAAGCUACUGGGCGCUGGGCCAAGGAAAAUGGGGAGUCAGGAAGUGGGGAGGGGGAGCCCUGAGGGGAAUGGAGGCGGAAUGGCUGUCCCAGGCUUUGGAGGGGCAGAUAGUGGUUACUCAGUAAGGGAGAGCCUGAGUGAGAGAAGUUAGAAGUGGUACCACCCUGGACCCUCCUCCUGGGAAGGGAAGUCGUUACCCCUCCUGCCUGGCAUGGCCUCUGCCCGUUCCCAGGUGUGCCCGUUUGAAGCUGACAUGCCCUACCUUUGGGCAGUUUACUCCCUGAUCUCUGCCUCCUGCUGGCCUGUCUCACACCCUCCUGCACUCUUUCCUGCUGCUGGGUCUCUGGUCCUGACAAUGCUGAGCUAGCUCCUUUCUUUGUUCACCCUCUUGAGGCUUCUACCCUCUCUCCUCAGCUCUGGAAAUCAGCCCCUAGGGGCAGAGGGCAGCCUGAGGGAGCCCCAAGAAAAGGGAGGCCAUACCAGAAUUCUCCUGGGACCUUGGUCCUUUCUGUGCAUGUAGGCCAGGCCCUUUCCCGGACUUCCUACCCUCCUGGGGCUCUGUCUACCAAAUAGGGAGACAGCUGAGAGCUGGCUGUGGGGUUUGGGCAAAUGCCCUGUCAUCAGCUGGCCCAGCGCCUAUGACCCUCCAUUCGGCUGCUACAGGCCCCCCUCCCUGGGGCAAGUCCCAUUUUUCUCAACGGAAGACAAAAGCGAGGUUUUUGGGAAGGAAUGAGACACCCAUCUGAGUCCUACCAACAGAGCUGCUGGCUGAAUGGCUUCCAGCUCAGCCAAUCACAGCGCCCUCAGGAUGCUUAAAGAGCUGGGCGGGGAGUGUGGGAAGAACCCACAGGGAGACCCGCAGACACAUGGACGGGGAGAGAGAACAGGAAAGAGACAGAGACAAAGGCACAGAGGCGAAGCCAGGGUCUGAGGGCGUACAGAAGGGGAGGCCAGAGAAGCUGCAGAGGACGAGGGUUAAGGAGGAGCCAGGCCACUAGGCACCUCUCCCAAGCCAAGGGCUAAGUCUUCCCUGCCUUCUCUGAAGGUCCCCAGGGGCCCUCUACCAAACCCUGCCCCUGACCCCGGCACUAGGCCCAGCCCCAGGCUGCAGAGGAGCUUUGCAAAGCCAGAGCGUGAAGACUGGGUGGCCGGACAGCCUCAGGCCCUCCCAGCACAGCCAGCUGUGCCAUGUCCCUGACAGACGUGCGCCCCGGGAGGCGCUUGGCCGACUGCUGGCUGUGGGGAAGCCGCUCCCGUCCACAGCUCCCCACACUGCCCGGUCUCGGGCUGGUGCUGCUGCUUCUGCUGGUCUCCCUCCUGCCCUCAGCAGCCGGCCCCCUCCCCCGGGAAGAGGAAGAGAUCGUGUUUCCAGAGAAGCUCAACGGCAGCGUCCCGCCUGGCUUGGGCAUCCCUGCCAGGCUGUUGUGCCGCUUGUCUGCCUUUGGGGACACGCUGCUGCUAGAGCUGGAGCAAGACCCGGGUGUGCGGGUCGAUGGGCUGACGGUGCAGUACCUGGGCCGGGCACCCGAGGGGCUGGGCGGGGCCGAGGCCGGCACCUACCUCACCGGCACCGUCAACGCAGACCCGGAGUCGGUGGCAUCUCUACACUGGGACGGAGGGGCCCUGUUAGGGGUGCUGCAGUAUCGGGGGACCGAACUCCACAUCCAGCCCCUGGAGGCGGGCACCCUGAACUCUGCCGAGGGCCCUGGGGCUCACAUCCUACGCCGGAAGCAUCCUGUCAGCGGCCAGGGCCCCAUGUGCAACGUCAAGGCUCCUCCUGGGGACCCCAGCCCCCGCCCCCGCAGAGCCAAGCGCUUUGCUUCCCUGAGUAGAUUCGUGGAGACCCUGGUGGUGGCCGAUGACAAGAUGGCUGCAUUUCACGGUGCAGGGCUAAAGCGCUACGUGCUGACAGUUAUGGCAGCUGCCGCCAAGGCCUUCAAGCACCCAAGCAUCCACAACCCUGUCAACUUGGUGGUGACUCGGCUGGUCAUUCUGGCGCCCGGCGAGGAAGGACCCCAAGUGGUGCCGAGUGCUGCCCAGACCCUGCGCAGCUUCUGUGCCUGGCAACAAGGACUCAACAGCCCGGAGGACUCUGACCCUGACCACUUUGACACAGCCGUUCUAUUUACCCGCCAGGACCUGUGUGGGUCUCCACCUGUGACAGAAACCCUGGGCAUGGCUGACGUGGGCACCGUCUGUGAACCAGCUCGGAGCUGUGCUGUCGUGGAGGAUGACGGGCUCCAGUCGGCCUUCACCGCUGCGCAUGAGCUGGGCCAUGUCCUUAACAUGCUCCAUGACAACUCAAAGCCAUGUGUGGGUCUGAACGGGCCUGGGAGCGCCUCCCGCCAUGUCAUGGCUCCUGUGAUGGCUCACGUGGACCCAGAGGAGCCCUGGUCCCCCUGCAGUGCCCGCUUCAAUCACUGACUUCCUGGACACGGCUAUGGACACUGUCUCUUAGACAAGCCAGAGGCCCCCCUGCAUCUGCCUGUGACUUUCCCUGGCAAAGACUAUGACGCUGACCGCCAGUGCCAGCUGACCUUUCGGGCCGACUCACACCACUGUCCUCAGCUGCCACCGCCAUGUGCUGCCCUCUGGUGCUCCGGCCAUCUCAAUGGUCACGCCAUGUCGACCAAGCACUCACCCUGGGCCGACGGCACCCCCUGUGGGCCCUCACAGGCCUGCAUGGGGGGCCGCUGCCUCCACAUGGACCAGCUGCAGGACUUCAAGGUCCCACAGGCUGGUGGCUGUCCCUGGGGGCCGUGGGGUGCCUGCUCUCGGAGCUGUGGGGGCGGUGUCCACUUCUCCUCCCGGGACUGCACUCGGCCCACCCCCCGGAAUGGCGGCAAGUACUGUGAGGGCCGCCGUACCCGCUUCGCUCUUGCAACAGCCAGGGACUGCCCCACUGGCUCAGCCUUGACCUUCCGUGAGGAGCAGUGUGCUGCCUACAACCAUCGCACUGACCUCUUCAAGAGCUUCCCAGGGCCUAUGGACUGGGUCCCUCGCUACACGGGUGUGGCCACCCGAGACCAGGCAAACUCACCUGCCAGGGCCCGGGCACUGGGUUACUACUACGUGCUGGAGCCACGGGUGGUAGAUGGGACCCCCUGCUCCCCGGACAGCUCCUCGGUCUGUGUCCAGGGACGCUGCAUCCAUGCUGGCUGUGACCGCGUCAUUGGCUCCAAAAAGAAGUUUGACAAGUGGAUGGUGUGUGGUGGGGAUGGUUCUAGCUGCAGCAAGCAGUCUGGCUCCUUCAGAAAAUUCAGGCAAGGAUACAACAAUGUGCUCACCAUCCCGGCGGGCGCCACCCACAUCCUGGUCCGGCAGCAGGCGGCCCCUGGGCCCCGCAGCCUCUAUCUGGCCCUGAAGCUCCUGGAUGGCUCAUACGCCCUCAACGGCGAAUACACGCUGGUGCCCUCCCCCGCCGAUGUGCUGCUGCCCGGGGCUGUCAGCCUGCGCUACAGCGGGGCCACUGCAUCCUCCGAGACGCUGGCGGGCCACGGGCCGCUGGCCCAGCCCCUGACGCUGCAGGUGCUGGUGGCCGGCCACACCCAGGGCGCACGCCUCCGAUACAGUUUCUUCGUGCCCCGGCCCACCCCCUCGCCCGUGCAGCCCUCUCCCCGGGACUGGCUGCACCGCAAGGCGCAGAUUCUAGAGGUCCUCCGGCGGCGCCCCUGGGCGGGCAGGAAAUAA